AUGUCGCCCCCCAAGAAACUCCAGGUCUCCCGUGUUGCCGUCAUCGGGGCGGGCGCAAGUGGGCUGGCAGCUCUCAGGUAUCUGCUUGCCGAGAAGAAGUUCACCUACGUGCAGGCGUUUGAGCAACGGGCCACGCCAGGUGGUGUUUGGAAUUACACGUCUCUCGCCAAGGAGGAAAAGUUUCAUGUUCCACGAGAACACCCGAGUUCCCAUCCGGACGAGGCCAUAAAAGUCGAAGAUGGCAAACGGUUCGAGUUCAUCACGCCGGUCUAUGAACAACUUGAGACCAAUAUUCCACAUACACUGAUGAACUUUACCGAUAAGAAAUUUCCAGUCGGAACCCCUCUGUUUCCCAGUCAUGAAACAGUUUUGCGGUAUCUGAAGGGCUAUGCAGAAGAUGUCAAAUCUUAUAUCCAAUUCCAAUCACAGGUACUGGAUGUUCGAAGACUAGCUGGAGCUUGGGAGAUAGAGGUCCUCGACCUUCGCACUGACCAAGUCUCUCGAACUGAGUUUGACGCUGUUUUGGUGGCAAGCGGUCAUUUUAAUGACCCAUAUGUCCCAAACAUUCCCGGACUUGUUGAAUUUGACCAAGCUCAUCCAGGGGUGGUGGUCCAUUCCAAGUUCUACCGGCGGCCUGAUACAUAUGUUGGAAAGAAAGUCAUCAUCGUUGGCAACUCGGCGUCUGGUAUUGACCUGACAGCCCAGCUAUCUCGAGUUGCCAAACUGCCCGUCAUCAUCUCAGAGAAAGAGGACCAAGUUGGACUCGAGCCAUCUUUAAAUACUAACUCCACUGUCCAUCUUCCCGAAAUCACCAAGUUUCAGGCUGAAGGCCGAACUGUUCACUUCGCCAACGGCAACAUGGAGACUGAAGUUGAUGCAGUCAUUUUCUGCACAGGUUUCCACUACUCCUACCCCUUUCUUCAAUCCCUUGAACCCGGUAUUGCCGACCCUAAAGGGGAAUACGUCAAGCAUCUUUGGGAAAACGUGCUCUAUACCACAGACCCCACUUUGGCAUUCCUUAGUGUUCCACAGAGAGGGAUUCCGUUCCCCCUCGUUGAGACACAGAGUGCUGUCAUCAGUCGAAUCUGGUCUGGCCGACUAAUUCCCCCGUCAGAAAUCGAAAUGGAGUCAUGGGUGAAGGAAGAGCAUUUGAGAAAGGGGGAGGGGAAGCCAAUUCACAUCAUCAACUAUCCCGAAGAUGUAGAGUAUAUGCAGCGCCUCUAUGAUCUCAGCGCAACUGCUUUGAGGACUCCUGAGCUGGGGCUGGAGAAUGAGGGAGAUGGAAAGCGACCACCUCGUUGGGGCUCACAGCAGAUCUGGAUUAGGGGAAAAGUCGGCGAGAUCAAGCAGGCAUGUCGUUUGGCUGGAGAUCGCAGGUUCAACAUUACGUCGGCUGAGGAGCUAGGCUUCUUGUAUGAGGAACCAACAAACGAUGCCGCCUAA
This is a messenger RNA of Fusarium vanettenii 77-13-4, 1443 nucleotides long. RefSeq lists its product as uncharacterized. Gene Ontology annotation, molecular function: N,N-dimethylaniline monooxygenase activity; NADP binding; flavin adenine dinucleotide binding. The transcript has 3 exons. Bases 1 to 1443 code for a protein of 480 amino acids. Lineage: Eukaryota; Fungi; Ascomycota; Sordariomycetes; Hypocreales; Nectriaceae. The record is from RefSeq and is a predicted model, not a curated record.